Drosophila willistoni is the source of this 2486-nucleotide messenger RNA. RefSeq names its product polypyrimidine tract-binding protein 1 (gene heph). The coding region runs from base 356 to 2131 and encodes 591 amino acids. The record is from RefSeq and is a predicted model, not a curated record. The transcript has 11 exons. Gene Ontology annotation, biological process: regulation of RNA splicing; mRNA processing. Lineage: Eukaryota; Metazoa; Arthropoda; Insecta; Diptera; Drosophilidae. Gene Ontology annotation, cellular component: nucleus. Gene Ontology annotation, molecular function: mRNA binding.
GUGCAAACUUUGAAAAUUUUUUUAAUCAACAUUUGUUGCCAAUAAAAUUGUCAUCAUUGCCGCGUUAACAGAAACCACGGCGUCAGCAGCGAUUGCAGCGCUCAGUAUCAGCAGCAGCUCACAAGCAUCGCUUGCCAGCAGCCCCCCAACAACGCCGCCGCAAACGGUUGCAACUGCCACCGUUCCGCCAACAGCAGCAGCAGUAGCAGCACCAACUACAACAACAACAACUUCAACAACACCGACACCGACAACACCAACACCAAAUCCGUCGCCACCGUUAACGGUAAAAAGCGAAAUUGUUACAUCUGAUUCAACAGCUGAGUCCGAGUCCUCCCCUAUACAAGAUUUAAUCAUGCGCGGAAGCGACGAACUUUUGAGCCAAGCAGCAGUCAUGGCGCCCGCCUCCGACAAUAAUAAUCAGGAUCUGGCCACAAAGAAGGCCAAACUGGAUUCGAGCACCGUGCUGGCCGGCGGAAUUGCCAAGGCCUCAAAAGUCAUACACUUACGGAACAUUCCAAAUGAAUCUGGUGAAUCGGAUGUAAUUUCGUUGGGCAUACCAUUCGGACGUGUGACAAACGUGCUCGUUCUUAAAGGCAAAAAUCAGGCAUUUAUCGAAAUGGCCGAUGAAGUGGCAGCCACAUCAAUGGUAUCCUGCUAUACAGUCAGUCCGCCCCAAAUGCGUGGACGUAUGGUCUAUGUGCAGUUCUCCAAUCAUCGUGAGCUAAAGACAGAUCAAAGUCAUAAUCAAAACUCAGUUGUCCAGAGCGACUACCGCAUUCAGUCACCUGCCGGAGGCUCUCCAUUGCCUCUGUGCGCUGCCAAUGCUGCCAAUGCCACCAGCAACAAUGCCAACAAUACAAGCAGCGGCGGUGACAACAGCAACAACAGUGCCGUUGGCAUAUUGCAAAAUAACACGAAUGCGGUUAAUGCAUCGGCAAAUAAUACCAAUGCAGCCGGCGGUCCAAACACGGUCCUUCGGGUAAUUGUUGAAUCGCUGAUGUAUCCCGUCUCAUUGGAUAUAUUGCAUCAGAUAUUCCAGCGUUAUGGCAAGGUGCUGAAAAUUGUCACCUUCACAAAGAACAAUUCAUUCCAGGCUCUCAUCCAAUAUCCGGAUGCCCACUCCGCCCAGCAUGCCAAAUCCUUGUUGGAUGGCCAAAAUAUCUAUAAUGGCUGCUGCACAUUGCGCAUUGAUAAUAGCAAAUUGACCGCAUUGAAUGUUAAAUAUAAUAAUGAUAAAUCUCGCGAUUUCACGAAUCCGGCGCUGCCGCCGGGUGAACCGGGCGUGGAUCUAAUGCCCACUGCCGGCGGUCUAAUGAAUACCAAUGAUCUGUUAUUAAUAGCCGCCCGGCAGAGACCCUCACUAACAGGUGAUAAAAUAGUCAAUGGACUGGGUGCUCCUGGUGUACUGCCGCCAUUUGCCCUGGGAUUGGGUACACCAUUAACCGGUGGCUAUAGCAAUACCCUGCCAAAUCUAGCCGCCUUUUCAUUGGCCAAUAGCGGUGCUCUGCAAACCUCAGCCCCUGCCAUGCGAGGUUAUUCCAAUGUGUUGCUCGUUUCGAAUUUAAAUGAAGAGAUGGUCACGCCUGAUGCUCUCUUUACCCUCUUUGGUGUAUACGGCGAUGUGCAACGUGUAAAGAUUUUGUACAACAAAAAGGACUCGGCACUUAUACAAAUGGCGGAGCCACAGCAAGCUUAUUUGGCCAUGUCUCACCUUGAUAAAUUACGUUUAUGGGGCAAGCCGAUACGUGUCAUGGCCAGCAAACAUCAGGCCGUGCAGUUACCCAAGGAGGGCCAACCAGACGCGGGACUGACACGUGACUACUCACAGAAUCCAUUGCAUCGCUUCAAGAAACCCGGCAGCAAGAACUAUCAGAAUAUCUAUCCACCAUCGGCCACAUUGCAUUUAAGUAACAUUCCCUCAUCCUGCUCUGAGGAUGACAUCAAAGAGGCCUUCACCUCGAACAGUUUCGAAGUCAAAGCAUUCAAAUUUUUCCCCAAGGACCGCAAAAUGGCGCUGCUGCAAUUGUCAUCCGUAGAGGAGGCAGUUCUGGCAUUAAUCAAAAUGCACAAUCACCAGCUAUCUGAAUCCAAUCAUUUGCGUGUGAGUUUCUCCAAGUCGAAUAUCUAGAAUCCGAUUCGCGGUCAGGUUCACUGAACCUGACUGAGCCUGAGUGCCAACAAUAACAACAUCAGCAGCAACAACAACAACAACAUUUAUUACCAGCAACAUUGCAGUAGUAGUGGUAUUAGUAACAUCAACAACAUCAUCAACAAUUUCAACAACAACAACAGCAGCAACAACAUGAGAUUCGCCCGCAAUCAACAGCAGCUACAAUUCUAUUGGCAGCAACAGAUCCAAUCUAUUAUACGUAGUACAAGGAGCAUGCAACGUUUUCGUCAUGUCCAUUUCAAUUGAUUGAACCGAUGGAUACACUACUCUGCACUUAACUGGCAUUACGGCAGAGCCCCCGACCCCGCCCCCU